GCCCGGCCGCCGUCCGAACAAAUCUUCCAGGCUGCGGCCUAGCCCCUUCGGGAAAGAUGGCGGCCGUAGCGGAACGUCCUCUCGCGGAGGCCGCCGCCAAGCCCUUCCUGGGGCUCCUGAACGGCAUCGCCCAAUGCACCUUCUACGGCAACGCGGAGAUCACGGAGGAGCUGCUGCGGGACCAGCUCUACCCGGAAACGGCGCCGCAGGAAUUCCGAGCCUUGCUGGCCAAGACGACGGGGGUCGUCAAGUCAAUAGCUUCGGCUGACAUGGAUUUAAAUCAGCUAGAGGCUUUUUUGACUGCACAGACAAAGAAACCAGGAGGCAUCACAACUGAGCAAGCUGCAGUUAUUGCCAAAUUUUGGAAAAGCCACCGAGUGAAAAUUCGAGACAGCCUUAUAAAUCAAAGCAAGUGGGAAAAUAGCUUGAAAAACAUCAGCUGGAGAGUGGAUUUAAAGUCUCAGUCAAGACACGCUGACCAGUUAAACAACCCUGUGGCAAUAGUUGAAAUGGAACUGGGGAAGCAUGGACAGGAAUCUGAAUUUUUGACUUUGGAAUUUGAUGAGAGCAAAUUGAAUCAAAUGAUGAGGAAGCUUUCGGAGAUUGAAGACAGCAUUACUUCUCUGACUCAAUCAAACUAGCUUUUGAGUUAAAACUGUGUAUGGCACAAAAUAUGUUUCAAUUCCUGUUAAUUCCUUUGGUUGGUCAUCAUGCUUGUUGUGAAAUAUUUUAGUUCAUUCUUCUGUCAUGUAAGAAUUGAAAUAAAGAUGACAAAAAAGUAACUCAGUAAAAACAUGCAUAGACGCUUGCAAAGAUCAUUCCACCCAUUAAAACAAAAGAAUGUAAUUGGAUUAAAAUAGAGUUAAUAGCAGAGCCCUGCAGAACAACAGGAGGUAUUGCUAUUAUUCACUUUUUUUUAUCCAGCAGUUGAGACCAGAAGAGAGCUCCCUUGCCUCAAAUGAGAACAAAAAAAUCCCUUCCAGUAGCACCUUAAGGUAAAGGUAAAGGGACCCCUGACCAUUAGGUCCAGUCGUGACGACUCUGGGGUUGCGGCGCUCAUCUCGCAUUAUUGGCCAAGGGAGCUGCCAUACAGCUUCCAGGUCAUGUGGCCAGCAUGACAAAGCUGCUUCUGGCGAACCAGAGCAGCACACGGAAACGCUGUUUACCUUCCCGCUAUAGCGGUACCUAUUUAUCUACUUGCACUUUGACGUGCUUUCGAAGUUCUAGGUUGGCAGGAGCCAAGUUUGUCAUUGGUAUGAGCUUUCGUGACAAACUUAGUUGGUCUCCAAGGUGCUACUGGGAGGAAUUUUUUUAAUUUUGUUUCAACUACGGCAGACCUGUAACUCAAAUGAGAACGAAUGUGAAAGUGAAAAGAAUGGAAAGUUAUACGUAGAGUCGGUAUUCGGGAACGAAGACAAGAAUCCUGGUUCAGACGUGAAGACCAGUUCAGACACUUCUCUUAAGCUGGCACUGCAGCUUGCAUGGCAAAAGGGCAGGUGCAUACCCCAUUGUUGCACAUAAUAUGUGGCACAGGUACUCUAAACAGGCCUUCGUGUGUGCAUUCUGGCUCAAUUUCUAAAAACACUCAAGCUCCCCCUUCUUUGGGGGGAAGAGUUGUGUGGCUUAGACCAAUGCACAGAUUGGUCCUGGGGGGGGGGGGUAGUUACAUUAUGUGCCAGUGAGGCCUAGGCCUAGUCCUCUCUCCAGUGAGUUGUGGCAGUGGCUGCUAUAUGACAAUAGCCCAGGAGAAAAUUCCCAGUAGUAAAUUCCUACCGUAUAUUAUUUCCCUUCAUAUUCAGCAGCAAUUUGUUUGUAUACACAAAGAGUUCAUAAUUGGAAACCAUUGUCAGACUGUCAGACCCUAUCAGGGAAAUUAAGCAUGAGUGUAUUUUGGCUACUUCAAGCACAAUGUAUGAAAGUUCAAAACCCCAUGCUUGAAAUUAUUAUCCAGUCAUUUGAAAAGCCCAAAUAGGUGUAAUUUCAGAUGGAGAGCAAAUUAAAGCAGAAAGACUUUUCAGCAUGAACUGUUACAUCUGUAGAGCAAUGCCUCGUGGUAUUUUACAGUGCAUAUUGAAAAUGUAAAGAGUAGGGCAAAAUAUUAAAGUGACAUGCAUAUAUGAACUCCAGAACCUCUCAGGGGUUACAGUAUUGUUGCUUGCUUUCUGCGGAUGGAUUUGAUGGUGGGGGUUUGGGGGGGGGUUCCUUUGGCUGGGUUGCUAUUGGGAUUUUUCUUCCCCCUCCUUUGAGAACAUCCUUAAAUAUUUUAACUAAUUUAUUCAGCAUGUCAAGUGGUCAGUUUUACCUUGGCAUUGGCUUCCUUACAAGGUUCAAAUUGCUCCCAUUUCUCUGUGGGGCUAUCUGCCUCAAGAGGAGAACUGGUUCUUGCCCAGGACCCCCAUGUGUGGCCCCAUUCCUGCUUUUUCUGACAGUAGUGUGAGAAAUAAUUUGAUGCUAGGUCCUAGUUCUCUUGCCCCUUCCUCCACAUUUUUAAUAAUAUUUUAAACAAAAAACAAAACAUUGCUUAUGGGGCAGCAGGAAAUACAUCUCUUCCCAGAAGACUUGGUUUUCUGAAGGACUACUCCUGGAUACCAAACCACAGUUUGAUCCUGGUUUCAUUGUCAUGAACACGAUGUGAUGGUUAUUGGGAACAUUUGCUCCUAAUCUACUGUCCUCCUUUGCCCACAAGAGAGAAAGAGAGUGAAAAUUCGCUUUCACAUUGGAGCAAUCUGCAGUUCCACAUUAUGCACAAGCUCAGGAACUGUCGUUCAUGCUAACCCAAUUUAGUUUAAUCCCUGGUUUAUAUCAUGGGUGAGGAAUCUUUAUCAAACCUGAGGGUUGGAAUCCACCGGGAGCAACCUUACUGGAGCCGCAUGGCAAUAGUAUAUGGGUCCAAAAGCAAAGAGUAAGGUGGGUCGAAAGAUGUGACUCUUAUCUUUAUCUAUGAUAGACUUCAGUCCAGCCAUGCAAAAGUCAGCAGUUUCUAAUCACACACACACACACACCUCCAGGCAAGCAAGAGGCAUUAUAGACAAGAUAGAGAAGCUUAGAUUAACCCCACCCCCCCAGGCAUGAGAUCCUACACCUUUGAUUUAGGUGAUGGACUGAAUUGGUCCAGGAAGUGGGGCAAUGCCUUGUGAAAUCCCAGGAACUAAAUGACGUGAUGAGUAGAAUUUCUAGUUUUUCAGGCAUAGCUCCUUGGUCUUCCUCAUAAGCAGCAAAAUAAACAAUGCAACAUAAUAAAUGGUGUGGGUUUCCUUAAUUUGCACAAAUUAGACAAGAUUUAAGGUCCUCCCUCCCAUACAUACAUACAUACAUGCAUACAUACAGAUCGGACAGAAUAUAAGGAACCAAGCAGCACACAUUCCACCUCUUAAUCGCAUCCCUAGAAAACACAUGCUGCUUCGUCAUAGGACAAGUGCACGAUAUGCCAAGAGUGCCCACAUGGGCCCCACGUGAGCAGAUGUCCUUGCAAGCCAAGCCCUCAACUGGGCCAAGUAUCUGAAGGUACCUUCCCCGUCUCAUUUACUUCUCCCUUCAGCAUCACAACGAUGUCUGGCCUCCUGUCAUGCAAUGAUGUUUUAUUUCUGUUGGCACGUUUUUGUAAUAUUAAUGGUUGGUGAUAUGUGAUCUUGCCUAACGAGUCAAGAACACUAAAACCACGAUCCAACUGCCAAGCCACUUGUGACCUUUGAUCACAGAAUCAUAGAAUUGUAGUGAAUAAUACGGAAUGCUCAAAUAUAAAUUGGACAGGAAUUGUUUUUUGAACUGAAGGACACAGUUUAAAUGAGCUACAUCAUGUCAAAUUCUUCAGUGAAACCAGUGGAUGGAGCAGUCUGGUGUAAAUGAAAGUUGCAAAGAAACUCAAGGCAGGUGUCAGGAAGUAGUAUUUUACACACUACAAAACUAUAUGAAAUAGCUGACCAGAGGUUUGCUGAGGCAGGAAAGUCCAAAUCAUUUUAGGAAAAAAAUGGAUGAUAUCAUGAAGUAACUGAAAAAUAUUUCUAUAAGUCAUAGAAUCACAGUUGGGGGGGAACCCUGAGGGUCAUCCAGCCCAACCCCCUGCAAUGCAAAAAUCUCACCUAAAACGCCCCUGGCAAUUGGUCAUCCAACCUCUGCUUAAAAACCUACAAGGAAGGAGAGUCCACAACCUUCCAAGGGAGACCAUUCCACUGGUUGAACAGUUAUUACUGUCAGAAAGUUCUCCCUGAAGUUUAGUCGGAAUCUCCUUUCUUGUAGCUUGAAGCCCUUGGUUUGGGUCCUAGCCUCCAGAGCAGGAGAAAGCAAGCUUGCGCCAACUUCUAUGUGACAGCCCUUGAGAUAUUUGAAAAUGGCUAUAUUUGAAGAUGGUGGCUGGGGCAACCCAGGCAGAUAGGUGGGGUGAGUACUAUUAUUCAACCAGACCUUUGGUUGAUUGACAUCCUAUGCCCUUUUAAAACGUUUUGGUGGGGAAUGAUUACCGUAGUGGUUGUUUUUGUUUUUAUUAUGUAUUUUGUGGUUUGUUUUUUCCCUUUAUCCUGUGAACUCCCCUGAGACCUGCAGGUAUAGGUCGGUAUACAAAUUUAAUAAAUAAUAAAAUAAAUCAUCAUCUUCAUCAUAUCCUCUCAGUCUUGACUUUUCCAGCCUAAACAUACUUGACUCCCUCAACUCUUCUUCAUAAGGCUUGGUUUCCAGGCCCUUGAUCAUCUUGGUUGCCCUCUUCUGCACACAUUCCAGCUUGUCAACAUCCUUCUUAAAUUGUGGUGCCCAGAACUGGACACAGGACUGCAGGUUUGGUCUCACCAAGGCAUCAUAUCUGUGCAGGAGGCAUGGGGAGUAACUGACUUAGCAACCUGAGGCCUUUGGUUUAAAGUAACCAUUUUGGCAUUCUGCUUGCAAGUUUGCUUUGUUUUUAAUGUAAAAACUCAAUUAAAUAUUGAGAUAUACAAAUGACAUUUGUUAUGUCUGUUCAGCACACAAUUUUAAGUUUCAAGUCCCAAUACCAGCUUAUCACCAAAAUCCCCAUCUGCAAAGCAGUAAGGGAAAUGCAAAAUAGAUUUUAUAUUAAGUGCCAAAAUAGAUUUUAUAUUAAGUGCCAACAGUCUGGUUCCUUUCAGUUCAAGUGAAAGCCUCUCUUCUGCAUAGGUAUGACUUCUUGUAAAAAUUCCCUCAGCUCUGCCAGUCUAGAUUUCUGAAAUGCUGCCUUGGAAGUAGGUACUGGACUUCAGCAUCUUGAGCAACCUACAUUUUUCUUCCAAUACCUCACUGCUACCUUAUUUGUACUUUUUCUUGUGUUGCAUACCAGCCUAUCUACAGGGCACGUGAUGUCUGCAACCUUUGUACCAGGCAGACACGGUAACUAGAUUCUGCACCAUCACACUGUCAGUUAAGCAUUCAAACCAGUUUCUUUCUGGUGGUCAUUGUUCAUAGCUGAAUAGUGGGUUCAGCACCUCUUUCCAGAAAGUUAGUAAUUGUGAUAAUACAAGAAAAUACAAUAUGCCACAUAAGCCACCUCCAAAAUUGCUUGUUUACUGCAAUUGAUAUGUUGCCUUCUGGUGGUGCUCUAAGAAUGAAGGCUGUAAUCAAAGCUAUAAACGCUGUAAUUUAGCUUUACAGAAAAUUACAAUUCCUGUUAAAGAAACUAUGCACUACAGUGAUUUGACGUGCAUAUAUUAAUUAGAUGGGUUUCUGGACACACUUAAAUGCCAUGUAAUAUGUAUAAGCAUCUAGUUUUUGCCAAGCACUAACAUAGAAUACCUUCACAAUUUAAACUGUUUUUCUGAACUGUUCAUGCAGUUAGGCUGCUUUCAUCCUGUAAACAGCUUAACUCUGUUCAGGAUUGUAACCUUAGUUUUUCUCUCCUACCAGCUUUUUGUGGCAGUUCAAAAUAAUCUGCUUUGUUUUUAAUCUGCUUCCAUUGACAGCUGUAUUGAACAGUAUCAUUUACUUCUGAUUUACGCAGAUAAAGUUGAAUGCAAGGGGUUGGAGGGGAAACCCUCUUAUUUUACUACAAAGUUUGUGUGUUAAAAUAUUAGGGGCUCUAUUCUUCUUCUCCCCCGCCCCAUUUGUUUGUCUGAAGCUUAGAAAUUUCAGCCAAAACCUUUGUAAUCUUCAACUUUGUCCUUCCUUGACUAUAUCAACUUUUCCGCAGCUAAAAUCAUCCCAUAGUUUAUUCACCCAACAUGGCACUUUGUUGAC
Zootoca vivipara (common lizard) is the source of this 6174-nucleotide messenger RNA. It is a transcript of the gene COMMD1, whose product is annotated as copper metabolism domain containing 1. The record is from RefSeq and is a predicted model, not a curated record. NCBI's taxonomy places the organism in Eukaryota, Metazoa, Chordata, Lepidosauria, Squamata, Lacertidae. Gene Ontology annotation, biological process: negative regulation of protein localization to cell surface; negative regulation of sodium ion transmembrane transport; copper ion homeostasis. Gene Ontology annotation, cellular component: endosome.